AUGCAAGCCUUCAAUAUUAAGAAGGAGUUGGCAAAUAAGUCCAAAGAGGUUACUGGCUUGCAGAGGGCCAUUAACAAGGCUGAGGGCAAAAUGAAGGCUUUGAUAGAUCAGGAUGAGGCAGCCAAGAAAGCUCAGGACGAGGCUAAGGAAAAGGCAGAUGCUGCAGAGGCCAUUGCAAAGGACGAGCUCCGGGCUGCCCUGGCCACAAAAGAAAUCGAGAUCAAAGCGGCUGAUGAAAAGGCAUACGCCGAGGGGGCAGCCGACGUCAAGGAGGAUUACAAGAAACAAGUCAGGCAGGCAUGCUACAAGGGCUAUACCCUUGGUUGGAUGGCUGCUCUGAAGGUGUUGGCUGUCCCUGAGGACUCCGCUCUCAGGAAUGCUAGCAGCCUUGCCCUGCCGUUCUCACUUACUCCAAGCCAGUUUGAGGACAAAGCUGAGUCCGAGGAGGAGGCUGAGGAGGAGGCUAAGGACAAAGAGACCGAGAAGGUCGAGGCUGCAGGGACCAAGUCCCCAACUCUGAAUGAGCAAUUCCUGGACUUGACUCAUGAUGAGGAGGACGAGGUCUCAAAGGGUGCCUCUGCCGUGAAGACAUCAUCUGAGGCGCCUAUCGCUGAGAAGAGCCUCGACCAGACUCUUAAAGAGAUCGACGUCGAGCUCGCGGCUGAGAAGGCCGCCGAGAAGAGUUUCCAGAUGUCCUCUAAGCCCUAG
Molecule: messenger RNA, 708 nt
Organism: Camellia sinensis
Lineage: Eukaryota; Viridiplantae; Streptophyta; Magnoliopsida; Ericales; Theaceae
Source: RefSeq, a predicted model, not a curated record